Messenger RNA from Aphanomyces astaci, 1939 nucleotides. RefSeq lists its product as hypothetical. The record is from RefSeq and is a predicted model, not a curated record. Lineage: Eukaryota; Oomycota; Saprolegniomycetes; Saprolegniales; Verrucalvaceae. The coding region runs from base 312 to 1394 and encodes 360 amino acids. The transcript has 7 exons.
GGCGAAAGUCACAUAAACGCACCAAGUUCGUGGCCACAUGGUCCCACAAUCCGACUGGACGUGAUUGUGAGAGGAUGGACCGACCGAGCAACUCAUUACAGCCAAGAAGUGCAGGUGAACGACAACACGAUGACGCUAUCGAACGUGAAGAUCGUCCGCAGCUGCUACCUGUCACGAGCCGCAUCUACUGCACGUUCAGCGACUGCCUGCAAUGUACCCACGGGUUCAACGACUCGUACUUGAGGAGCUAUCGACCGAAUGGACUAAAGGUGCUUCGGUACGCAUUUUUCUAACUCGUCGGUGGAAGACACAUGGAGGACGGACUGAUGAUGGCCCUCCGACGUGUGUUUAGAUGCUUCCCACACUGCUGUCCCACGCACAUGCUCAACAGCACGUGCGGCACGUCCAUCGUCAUGCAGGUCGCGGGGCAAUUCUCCCAUGACGAAGCCAUGUCGUUCGUGGCGUUUGCUCGGUUUGAAACGACAUCGGACCCGCCGUCCUUCCCCCUUGGGUACCGUCUCCCGGCUGCGAACUUUGCCGAUUCCGACUCGAAGGCAUCUGUGUGGUAUCCUGGAGGUCGCUCCACCAACGAGCCCUCCACGGUUCUCAUGCGAUACACCUUCAACGAGCACAUGCAGCGUCCAUGGAGCUACGGAUGGACGUCCAGUGCGAGCGCCGCCUUGCGCAACACCCUCCAUGUGUUCAAGGCGUAUUUAUUUUGCUCGACGGGCGACUUUCUCCAAGUGGUGGGCACCUCACAGUCGCGGGGAUUCUCCAUUAUCCCGUAUAAGAGUGCGAUGGCGGACAAGCGCGUCGUCGUCCGCGCGCCAUCUACCGCCGCCGCUGUGUCGACGACGCCCGCCAUCGCCCCUUGCAUGUCUUCAGUUCUGUUUCCAUGUCAUUUUGUGCCGUGUGCAUGUGAUAAGCCCAUGUUUAACGCCAACUACAUUCGGUAUAAAGCUAUAAACAAUCUAAUAUUUGUGAUGAUAAAAAAUCCCUUGUGUCUGUAUGCAGGUGCAAUCGCUCGAACGGCAGAAAAGUGUUUUCCCCACUGCUGUCCCGACCAUAACCUUCACUGCAGCUGUGGGGGGCCCAUCACCGUGGCCGUCCAUGUCAACCACCCGUUGGACGGCCAAUUGGUCAUGUAUGCCCACGGGGAACGAGCGGGGGAAGCAGAGCUGGCGCUGCACGAGGAAAUUUCCCACGACGUGAUUCUGUCCAACUUGCACGAACCAGGUCACAACGACCGCGGCGACUGGGUACCCGGCAUAUUGCAGCAGCAGCAGCCGUCUGCUUCUGCGUCCUCUCAGUCCUCCACCUCGGUAUAUGUUGUAUCUGCUAAAAGCAAUAUAUAUAUAUAUAAAUCGACUCGAAUACUCCAUGAUUCCGCUUGAAUAUGAAACGUGGUAUAUAUAUAUGUGAUAGACUCGAGUGCUGUACACGUUCAACGAACUCUCGACGCAGUUGGGAUGGCCAUACCAUUGGAAAGGCAGCGCGACCAAGGCCGACCGCAACCAACAACACGUGUUCAAGGCCUAUGUAUUUCAACUGUUACCUGACAACCAAACCCUGCGCGUGGUCAACUGGAUCUCGUCCACGCCGUUCACCAUGUCAUCGUUUCGACGGUGCAACACGACGCCGACGUCCCGAACCAACAAGUACAUCCAAGUCAUCCCCACUGAAAUAUCAGACGUCCGGAAACCAACAGUGUCGCGGAAGCGGUCGCAUCAUGAUCAUGUGGACUCACCCACGACGCUCCUCAACGAAAUCAACUCGGCGGGGUAGUUAGUUGGUGUUGUUUAGUCGAAUGUGUUGCAAUCGACUGCUUACCAAUUACAACUGUACUACUAGUACUACUAACUACUAGUAGUACUAUACUAGUACUACUAACUACUACUAGUACUAGUACUAUUACUACUAACUACUAGUACUGUACGAC